UAGGAGCAGGGAAAGGGGUCCCGGGACUACGGAGAAACGGCGGCCGGGAAGGGGCUACCGGGACAUGGGGCUUCUGACUAUUCUGAAGAAGAUGAAGCAGAAAGAGCGAGAGUUGCGACUGCUCAUGCUUGGCCUGGACAAUGCUGGCAAAACAACCAUCCUCAAGAAGUUCAAUGGGGAAGACAUCGACACCAUCUCCCCGACGCUGGGCUUCAACAUCAAGACCCUGGAGCACCGAGGAUUCAAGCUGAACAUCUGGGAUGUGGGCGGCCAGAAGUCCCUGCGGUCCUACUGGCGGAACUACUUUGAGAGCACCGACGGCCUCAUCUGGGUGGUGGACAGCGCCGACCGCCAGCGCAUGCAGGACUGCCAGCGGGAGCUCCAGAACCUGUUGGUGGAGGAGCGCCUGGCUGGAGCAACCCUCCUCAUCUUUGCCAACAAGCAGGACCUGCCUGGAGCGCUGUCCUCUAAUGCUAUCCGUGAGGCCCUGGAGCUGGACUCCAUCCGCAGCCACCACUGGUGCAUCCAGGGCUGCAGCGCUGUCACUGGGGAGAACCUGCUGCCCGGCAUCGACUGGCUCCUGGAUGACAUCUCUAGCCGCAUCUUCAUGGCCGACUGAGCCGCUCAGAUGCUCCCCAGCUCACGGUCCAGGCGCCCCCAGCAGGCCCUCACCAAGCACCAUCCAUGGGGGGGUGGGAGUCAGCCAGCCCACCUAACACCCCCUGCCCACCCCGUAACCUACUGCUGCUCUGUGGCCAGCCGGCUCCCGUGGCGGGAGGGCUGUCACCCUGGCUCCUGAGCCGGCCUGCUUGCAGCUGCCGUACCAAGAGGAGAGGGCUGGGGCUGGGAGGGCCUGCCUCUGCUGCUACCGAGGCUGUGAGCCUCGCCAUUCGCUCAGCUGUGAGAAUAAAUUGUUCCUCGCUCCCA
Messenger RNA from Balaenoptera ricei (Rice's whale), 927 nucleotides. RefSeq names its product ADP ribosylation factor like GTPase 2 (gene ARL2). Gene Ontology annotation, cellular component: microtubule cytoskeleton; cytoplasm. The record is from RefSeq and is a predicted model, not a curated record. The coding region runs from base 65 to 619 and encodes 184 amino acids. The transcript is spliced from 5 exons. Gene Ontology annotation, molecular function: GTPase activity; GTP binding. Gene Ontology annotation, biological process: protein folding. Lineage: Eukaryota; Metazoa; Chordata; Mammalia; Artiodactyla; Balaenopteridae.